CACGGCCCGGAGCGCGCGGCCAUUGCGGACUUUUGCCCUCCGACAUUGAUUGGUAAAGAUAAGGUAAACGAAAUUUAAGCUGCUCGAACAUGUUUUCGCCAAAGUCGCCUAAAAACCUCUCCAAGUAUGUCUUCAAGGAGUCGCGAGGCGCGGGGGAUCAGCUCUGUAUGGUGGAGUGUAAAGCGGACUGCACCUGCAGUGUCCACGCGGCGGGCAGCACGAGACACUGCGCGCCCCUGUGCAAGGAGAAUGGCACUCACAUCGAGCAGCAAGGCCUUGACAACCUGGCCUAUGAAUACGGGAGUCAGAGUGAGCUCUACCAACCGCCCAAAACCGCCUCCAGGGCGACCCUUAAACUCCUGGGACUCUCCCCGGAGCACCAGACCCACACUAUCGAGAGCAGGAUCUGCAGCCUGGAUGGAGUCCUUGCAGCCAGCUUGUCUUUACACAGCAGCUUAGCCACAGUGGACUACGAUGCCUCAGUCAUCACCACCAGAGAGAUGGCCCUGGAGCUGCAGAGCAUGGGCUUCAGCGCAGAGUCGACGGUGCAGAUCAGGGUGGAGGGUAUGCACUGCCAGUCAUGUGUGCAGGCCAUUGAGGGACGUAUCGGUCCUCUACCUGGGGUUGCACACAUCCAGGUGUCCCUUCAGGACGCCGCAGCGCUGAUUGUGCAUCAACCUGUUGUAGUUACGCAGGAACAGCUGAGAGACUGCGUUGAGGAGAUGGGCUUUGGGGCCUCUUUAAUAUCCCAUGAUGCAUCUGGGUAUGUUGCAGGCUUCUGGCAGAGAGACACGCUGACUGUAGACGUUUGGAUCGUAGGGAUGACUUGCAACUCGUGUGUGCAAUCCAUAGAAGGGAGGAUCUCUGGGAUAGCCGGGGUGCGCGCCAUCGGCGUGUCACUGAAGGAGGAAAAGGGAACGAUAACCUUUGACCCAUGCCUGACGGAGCCGGAGCACCUCAGGGCCGCGAUCGAGGACAUGGGCUUUGAUGCGUCACUUGAAAAACCUGCCUCUGCAAAGAGCAUCCAGGGUCAGGAAACGUCCAGGCCGGUUUUCUCUGGACUUUCUCACCUCUCUGACUCGCAAACCAUCAAUGAGGCUGGGGUCACCAAUGAGGCUGGAGUCAGCAAUGGCUCCGGAUCACAGCCGGCCCCCAGCAGCCAGGUUAAAGUGCAGAAAUGCUUCAUCUGCGUAACGGGAAUGACCUGCGCUUCCUGUGUGGCCAACAUAGAGAGGAACCUGCUCAAACACAAGGGAAUCAUCACGGUGCUGGUGUCACUGAUGGCGGGGAAGGCGGAGGUGAAAUAUGAUUCAGAAAUCAUGAAUGCUGCUGCCGUCACUCAGCUCAUAGAAGACUUAGGAUUUGGUGGCACGCUGAUAGAGGACAACGCAGUGACACACGGGAAGCUGGAACUCACCAUAACAGGAAUGACAUGUGCGUCAUGUGUGCACAACAUCGAGUCCAAGCUCACCUCAACCAAAGGGAUUCUCGGGGCCUCCGUGGCACUCGCAACCAAAAAAGCUCAGAUCCAGUUCGACCCGGAAGUGCUCGGAGCCCGAGAUAUCAUCAAGAUCAUUCAGAGUCUGGGGUUCGAGGCCAGUUUGGUGAAGGCGGGCUACAAAAACAACCUCGACCACACGGAAGAAAUCCGACAGUGGAAGAGCUCCUUCCUGCUCAGCCUGGUGUUCGGCCUGCCUGUGAUGGGCCUGAUGGUCUACAUGAUGGUGAUGGACAGCCAGCACCAGGAGCAUGGGGGCUCCAUGCCCGCGGAGCAGAACCUGCUGCCCGGCCUCUCCCUGCUAAACCUGGCCUUCUUCCUGCUCUGCACACCUGUGCAGAUCUUUGGGGGCCGGUACUUCUACGUGCAGGCGUACCGCUCGCUGAAACACCGCACAGCCAACAUGGACGUGCUGAUCGUGUUAGCCACCUCCAUUGCCUACAUCUACUCCUGCGUGGUGCUCAUCGUAGCCAUGGCUGAGCGAGCGGCCCAGAGCCCCGUCACAUUCUUCGACACCCCACCCAUGCUGUUUGUCUUCAUCGCCCUGGGCCGGUGGCUAGAGCAUGUUGCAAAAAGUAAAACCUCCGAGGCUUUGGCCAAAUUAAUGUCUCUUCAAGCCACCGACGCCACGGUGGUCACUUUGGGACGUGACCACUCCAUCCUCAGCGAGGAGCAGGUGAUGGUGGAGCUGGUCCAGCGGGGGGACAUCGUGAAGGUGGCCCCUGGAGGAAAGUUCCCUGUUGAUGGGAAGGUGAUCGAGGGAAGCUCCAUGGCAGAUGAGUCCCUGAUCACAGGGGAGCCGAUGCCGGUCAGUAAGAAAGUGGGCAGUUUGGUGAUCGCCGGCUCCAUCAACGCUCAUGGAGCCCUGCUUGUGGAGGCCACGCACGUCGGAGCGGACACGACUCUGUCUCAGAUCGUUAAACUGGUGGAGGAGGCCCAAACCUCAAAGGCCCCCAUCCAGCAGUUUGCAGACCGGCUCAGUGGGUACUUCGUCCCCUUCAUAGUCAUUGUUUCCCUACUGACGCUGGUGGCCUGGCUGGGCAUCGGGUUCGUCGACUUCGACAUAGUGAAGGAGAACUUCCCGGGUUACAACCAAAACAUCUCCAAGGCGGAGGUCAUCGUACGCUUCGCCUUCCAGGCCUCCAUCACUGUUCUGUCCAUCGCCUGCCCCUGCUCUCUGGGGCUGGCGACCCCGACUGCUGUCAUGGUGGGUACGGGAGUCGGGGCUCAGAACGGGAUCCUCAUUAAAGGAGGCGAGCCACUGGAGAUGGCCCACAAGAUCAACGUGGUGAUGUUUGAUAAGACCGGGACGAUCACUAAUGGCGUGCCGCGGGUCACUCGUGUGUUGGUGCUGUGGGAACAGGCCCGGAUGCCCCUCAGGAAGAUUCUGGCUCUGGUGGGCACAGCAGAGGCCAGCAGCGAGCACCCGCUGGGCAUGGCCGUUGCCAAGCACUGCAAAGAGGAGCUGGGCUGUGACCUUCUGGGCUACUGUAAGGACUUCCAGGCCGUGCCCGGCUGUGGGAUCAGCUGCCGGGUUUCCAACGUGGAGCACCUUCUGCAGCAGCCCAACGGAGAGCACUUCCUGCUGCCUGGAGCCACCACCGAUGAGAGCAGCCUGCCCCCCGCCGCCGAGGUCACAUCUGCAGGUGAGCCGCUGUCUCACCCCGUCCUUAUUGGGAACAGAGAGUGGAUGAAGAGGAACGGUCACCACAUCGGGGCAGACGUGGACGCCGCCAUGUCCAGCCACGAGACCAAAGGCCAGACCGCUAUCCUGGUAGCUAUAGAAGGCGUGCUGUGUGCCAUGUUGGCCAUCGCGGACACGGUGAAGGCAGAGUCAGCGCUAGCCGUGCACACACUCAAUAGCAUGGGCAUCGAGGUGGUGAUGAUCACUGGAGAUAACCGGCGCACAGCCAAAGCCAUCGCUGCGCAGGUGGGGAUCAGGAGGGUGUUUGCGGAGGUGCUGCCAUCACAUAAGGUGGCAAAGGUGCAGGAGCUGCAGGAAAAAGGCCAGCGCGUGGCCAUGGUGGGGGACGGGGUCAACGACUCCCCCGCCCUCGCCCGGGCAGACGUCGGCAUCGCCAUCGGCACCGGCACAGACGUCGCUAUAGAGGCGGCCGACAUCGUCCUGAUCCGGAACGACCUUCUGGACGUGGUGGCCAGCAUCGAGCUGUCCAAAAAGACCGUGCGCAGGAUCAGAACCAACUUUGUCUUCGCCCUCAUCUACAACCUGCUGGGAAUACCCAUCGCUGCGGGAGUGUUCAUGCCUAUGGGUCUGGUGCUGCAGCCCUGGAUGGGCUCCGCAGCGAUGGCCGCCUCCUCGGUCUCUGUGGUGCUGUCCUCUCUACUGCUGAGAAUGUACAAGAAGACAACGGUGGAGCUGUACGAGGUGCGAGCGCUAGGCCAGAUGAGGAGUCUGCGCUCGUCUCAGAUCAGCACACAUCUGGGUCUUGACGGCCCCUGGCGCAGCCCCUCACUCCCCCCCGCAGCCCUGGAGCCAUUGAGCCAAAGUACCAGCGCCCACCAGCACAGCCAGGGAGCGUCCAGUAACUCCGUGCAGCAGUGGGAUCUGUGUGUGUUGUGAGGUUAUGGGAAGAAGGACUAAUUUCUCAUGCUGAUGCUUUGUGUCACUGUAUUUAUGUAAAUAUAUAAGGACAAUUGUGCACAGAAACUCGGGCACGUUCACUUUCCACAUGAAUCUACAACAUCUACAGCUGUUAACACCAUUACUGAAGCAUUGUUUUAUUUUAUGUAUUUUUUUAAACCAUUGGACACGAGUCACAUAAAUCAGACUUCAAUAUGAUUGGAUUAGUUUCAAAUGUAUUGUUAUUGCACAAGUAUUUAAGAAAACGAAAUGUAGUUAACAUCUAACCAAAGCGGAAAACAGCAGUAAGUGCAGUUUGUUCAAGUGUUAUAUAAAUAUAUAUAUACAUACAUACAGUACAUACAUACAUACAUACAUACAUACAUACAUACAUACAUACAUACAUACAUACAUACAUACAUACAUACAUACAUACAUACAUACAAAGACACAUGUGACAGAUGUAUUAUUUACAGUAUGAACAUUAUGAGGAGGUAUAAAGAUUGUAGCAAUAUAGAAAUAGGAAACACAAUAAAUCAGGUAAAGAAAAACUGAAUAAAUAUCAACCAGUAUUAAUGUUAAAAAAAAUAUGAAGUCAAAUGUGAAAUAUCUGUUCCCGUGUGUAACUGCUGUACAAGUACACGUUUACGAUGGAAUCAAAGUAAAGCUACAGGGUUUGAAUAGAA
This is a messenger RNA of Eleginops maclovinus (Patagonian blennie), 4765 nucleotides long. RefSeq names its product ATPase copper transporting beta (gene atp7b). Lineage: Eukaryota; Metazoa; Chordata; Actinopteri; Perciformes; Eleginopidae. Gene Ontology annotation, molecular function: ATP hydrolysis activity; ATP binding; copper ion binding. The transcript is spliced from 21 exons. Gene Ontology annotation, biological process: monoatomic cation transport; copper ion homeostasis. The record is from RefSeq and is a predicted model, not a curated record. Gene Ontology annotation, cellular component: membrane. Bases 90 to 4079 code for a protein of 1329 amino acids.